UUAUAGAGAACCUCUUGUACACAACAAAAUAUAUAUAACCUGCGUGAUAUUAUCUCGUAUAUAUAUAUAUAUAUAUAUAUAUAUUGCUGCAGCAGUAUCUAUUCGUGGAAACGCCAGUGGCUUGUGUCCGUGCGAAGUGUCAGUGGUUACAGACUUACAACCAAUAAGUACGCAACAACGGCCAAUGGAAUUGAAGCAUCACCUUGCUCUUACUAUAAUCGUCUUUUGCUUUUGCAACGGCCAGGAUGACGUUGGCAGUGGACAAGCUGAUAACAGUGUCAGGGCAAUAUAUGUGAAAAAGUUACUCAAUGGGAGUCGACCGCUAAUUGUACUCUUGGGUAACGAGGGGCAAAUAAACCACCCUAUUUGUUGGUGGUCUCAGAAGAGUGCCACGCUUGAAAAGGGAUUUGAACAUAAUUUGACAUAUUUCCGAAAGGAUAACCAGGGCCGAAGAAAGCAUGGAUCAUGGCAAGUACGAAACACGACCUAUUUAGUCAGUCGUAAGGCGGGAUCGCCGACCAUUGGUGUUAAAGCGUAUUAUGGCAAUGGCACGCUGGAUAUAGAUGUGUCAAAAGUGUAUUUAAUACUCUUCGCAAGCCCAUCCUGUUUUGUCAUGAGUACGCCGCAGAAUGACUCAGUUCCUCUAAUUGUGGUGAACAACGGUAUGAGAAAGCUACCAGAUAAUUCAAGAUGCCUUCUCUGGGCACCCUAUGAUACUGAAGGUACCACACGUAGAACCUGCGAAGAACAAUUCUUUGCACAAUGUAACAAUGUUGGGGUUUAUGCUUAUCGUUAUAGGAAAACAGUCUGUAAUGAAAUAGACAACGAAUAAAGCUGAUCAAUUUAAGAA
This is a messenger RNA of Dermacentor silvarum, 850 nucleotides long. RefSeq lists its product as uncharacterized. NCBI's taxonomy places the organism in Eukaryota, Metazoa, Arthropoda, Arachnida, Ixodida, Ixodidae. Bases 185 to 832 code for a protein of 215 amino acids. The transcript is spliced from 9 exons. The record is from RefSeq and is a predicted model, not a curated record.